CUUUAAAGGGGAGGGACCUAUGUAUUAUUGCUGUCUGUUACAUUUCCCAGUCGUGGCAGUGGAACGUGAACGGUGCUAAUAUAUCCAGAGUGGAAAAGUCGAGUAUUAAGCGUUCAUUUACUCCUUUUCUGAAAUGGUCUGCUCAACGCAGCAUGUUUACAGAUGGCUGGUUAACGUUUAUUAACGUCUGAUAAGUUCUAAACUGCGCUGUGCGUUAAAUUCCUAACGGUGAGCUAUCGUACGACUACCACCGGUAGCCAGGAAACUGGUUGGAUUUGACACUUGUAUCCGUCCGUGACUGUCACCGAGAAGGCACCUUACCUAUUCGUCUGCGGCAAGGUGCAGGCUGACUGAUCCACUGGAGACCACCUUUUUGGGAGGUAGACAAGGACCGAGCAGUGGAGCACGUCUUGAGGCUUUCAGACCCAGGGCUAGCCGAGCUAGUGAGUUGCUGCCAAAAAAAAAGCACGGAGAGAGCCUGAAAACAGUUUGCCUGGGUGGCAGCAUCACAUCUGGAAAAUGGCCCACCUGGGAGGCAGUCAAAACCAGAAGGAUGCAUGCUUGGGGGUCAGUCACUUACAUUAAACAGCACAGCGGCAAGCCUGAAUGGUUUGGGGACCCUGAGAGCAGCGCGUUGCCUUAGGGGCUGAGAGGGACUGAAAGGGGAGCCUAUUAUCAGCCGAUAAUAGCCCGCCAGGUGGCAAAGGCUGUAAGAAGAACAGUAAGACCCAGCAGAGCGAGGGUGAGAAGAACAAUCCACAGGUUUCAGCUGGGUCUCCUCUUCUCAGCACAUCACGUGCUAGCCUGUAGAACCAGGGGCGGGGCCUGCCCCGCCGAUGUUCCACACAACCAUCUCCGGGGAACGCUUCACCGCUGCCGUCCAUCGAUGGCCGUCGUUUGACGGGGCCAACUGCGAAUGCUGAGCAGGCUAGUGAGGUUGGGGCCCGCCCUCAGUCUCCGCUCAUUGGCUGCUGGAUGGAAUUAAGGUGAAUGGAGCCCAUUUCCAACGUCGAGGACCCCAACUCAUCAGAGGGAGAUGAGAAACGGUGGCCUGAUGGCCCAAAAAGGAAGAGAAAGAACAGCACAUGUUCGGUGAAGAGCAUGUCUGCACUGAGCCUCUCUGUCCAAGGAUACAUCCCCAGCUACUUGGAGAAGGAUGAGCCGUGUGUGGUAUGUGGAGACAAGGCCACCGGCUACCAUUACCGCUGCAUCACCUGCGAGGGCUGCAAGGGUUUCUUCAGGCGCACCAUCCAGAAGAACCUUCAUCCGGCUUACUCCUGUAAGUACGAUGGCUGCUGUAUCAUCGACAAGAUCACAAGGAACCAGUGCCAACUGUGUCGCUUCAGGAAGUGCAUCGCAGUUGGCAUGGCCAUGGACUUGGUGCUGGACGACUCUAAGCGGGUUGCCAAGCGGCGUCUGAUUGAGGAGAACCGGGAGAAGAGGAAGAAAGACGAGAUUGUGAAGACAUUGCAGACCCGUCCGGAACCCGACAGCUCGGAGUGGGAGCUGAUUCGCCAUGUGACAGAGGCCCACCGCCACACCAACGCGCAGGGCUCCCACUGGAAACAGAAACGCAAGUUCCUGCCUGAGGAUAUCGGUCAGUCCCCCGGGGUUCCCACCCCAGACGGAGACAAGGUAGACCUGGAGGCCUUCAGCGAGUUCACCAAGAUCAUCACCCCUGCCAUCACACGCGUCGUCGACUUUGCCAAAAAACUACCCAUGUUCUCAGAGCUGCCUUGUGAGGACCAGAUCAUCCUAUUGAAAGGCUGCUGUAUGGAGAUCAUGUCCCUGCGUGCCGCCGUGCGCUAUGACCCAGAGAGCGAGACGCUUACCCUGAGCGGCGAGAUGGCGGUGAAGAGGGAGCAGCUGAAGAAUGGCGGGCUGGGCGUGGUGUCGGACGCCAUCUUUGAUUUGGGCAAGAGUCUGGCACAGUUUAACCUGGACGACUCUGAGGUGGCCCUGCUGCAGGCUGUGCUCCUCAUGAGCUCAGAUCGCUCGGGCCUGACGUCGGUAGAUAAGAUCGAGAAGUGCCAGGAGACGUACCUGCUUGCCUUCGAGCAUUACAUCAACCACCGCAAGCACAACAUUCCCCACUUCUGGCCCAAGUUGCUGAUGAAGGUGACGGACCUGAGGAUGAUCGGGGCGUGCCACGCCAGCCGCUUCCUCCACAUGAAGGUGGAGUGUCCCAACGAGCUCUUCCCUCCGCUCUUCCUGGAGGUCUUCGAGGACCAGGAAGUAUGAACUGACUUCUGACCUGGAAUAGAUGGAAGAGAGAGGGGGGAAUUAUUAGGGGAAAAGAAAAGGGGUAAAGAAAUUGGCCGCUUUCUUUGUUUUGUGAAACACAAUAUCACCACCACCAGCAGCACGGAUAGUCACCAAGAAAAAGGUCUCAGAAAACCAAAGGCUUUCUUUUGCGUAGCCGUUUUGAUGAUUCGUUUCUGGCCGCACUUGGGGCUCUUGUGGCUGCUGGGCCCCACUUUGAGUUGGGGUGUGGGGCCCCCCUCUAAAGUGUGGUUCUCUGACUGCACUGUGCAUCUAUCUAAUAGAGAGGCUAGCAGCCCUGAGCGGUGUUCUGCUCCUGUGUUGUUAUACACCAGGUGCACAUGUAUGCAAACCCAAACCCCCGAGGUCUGGUUGGGGUAGCGGUACUGGUGGGGAGCUCUGUGUUAGUGGAAGGCAAUCGCUCUGAGGCAGACAAACAUAUACACGCGUACAAUCACUUUACAAAAUCAAACCUCACACAUAAAGCCACUGAUGUACAUCUACAUUCACCUAACACACACACUGCUAUAGACACACAUAUUCAUACAUGGGACUGACGUAGCUUUUCAGAGCCGCCCGUCACUCGAGCAGGGCAGAUAGCUGCUGUAUUUUGUCCCACAAUCGAGCUUCCAUCAGAGCCUCCACCCUCCAACCUGCUCCCCUCUUCGGCCUCCUCACCGUCCUCCACUGGGACAGUCACCAAGUCUUCCCCCACACUUCACCUUCCACCCCCUGAUGUGCAGCCCAAACUCCUCCUAGCCAAGGCGUGUACUUGUGAACCUACCUCCCUGUACCUUACGUACCCCCCCUUACACAGAGUGACACAUAAACCUCUCUUUAUGACAAUGGAUACAAACAACAUCCAAUUUGUUGUGCAAAGGUGCAAGUGUACCGUCAUGUAUAUACACAACCCUUUACCCUCAUACAUACAAGUACUGUAUACCUAUCUUACUGCAUGUAUACAGUACACCGGUCUACCUGCAUGCACAUAUACCUCUGUACCUGCAUUAUAUACCCACUGGUUUACCUCCAUGUACUCCUCAUCCUAUACAUACCUGUCUACCUGAAUACAGCCAUACCUCUUUAAUAUAUAUAUA
Molecule: messenger RNA, 3359 nt
Organism: Oncorhynchus keta (chum salmon)
Lineage: Eukaryota; Metazoa; Chordata; Actinopteri; Salmoniformes; Salmonidae
Product: thyroid hormone receptor alpha
Exons: 10
Coding region: 991-2241 (416 amino acids)
Biological process (GO): retinoic acid receptor signaling pathway; thyroid hormone receptor signaling pathway; positive regulation of transcription by RNA polymerase II
Molecular function (GO): nuclear receptor activity; RNA polymerase II cis-regulatory region sequence-specific DNA binding; zinc ion binding
Source: RefSeq, a predicted model, not a curated record